Molecule: messenger RNA, 6858 nt
Organism: Sabethes cyaneus
Lineage: Eukaryota; Metazoa; Arthropoda; Insecta; Diptera; Culicidae
Exons: 9
Coding region: 442-3939 (1165 amino acids)
Biological process (GO): neuromuscular junction development; positive regulation of protein tyrosine kinase activity
Molecular function (GO): protein kinase binding
Source: RefSeq, a predicted model, not a curated record
GUUUGGCCACCUACUUGUUGCACCAUUCAGCUCCAUUCAUUAUUCAACAUAUUGUUCCGAUUAUUCAACGAAAGCUUUUUACCAUCCAUCAUAAUCAACAUCUUCCGUGUAUAAGUACCGACUGGUAGAUCGAGAAAAAAAGCCAUCAUUUUCUAAUUGCAACAGCAUGGCAUGGUAUCUUGUCCGAGAACAACAAGUGCCAUUGAGUAAGUACCUACGGUUCGAAUGCCGAUAGCUUCCCAUGUUGCAGAUUACAAUCAUCGCUCCGGAAAGCAGCGCAUAUUCACACCGCUUCUUCACGCACCCAAAUAAACAGUGCAUUACCAUUGUGUUCGACAGUCAGUGGCACAGAGAGGAUAGAUAAAGAAUGAGCCAAGAGCCGCAUAUAUACCGAACCGCAACAUUCAGCAGCAGCCAGCAAAUGUAGCGUAUGCGAAGCAUAUGAAGCUGUUUGGCCAUUAUUUUCCCAUUUACGUACCGAGCAUACAACACACGAACCCGAGUAAUUUUAUAACUCAACUCAUUUGGCGGAUGUGCGUUCAAGACUGUCUACACCUGCAGCUGUACCGUGACUCGAAGGAUCGCUACAAAAACGGACAAACAAAGGCAUCGCUCUCGUUGCAGCACUUUCUGGGCGUCGAGUCCGGUUUCACACUCGACAAGGAGUCCAACACGAUAGCAAUAAUCUGUCAGGAUGUGAUAGUGGUUCUGGCGUUCGACACCCGUGAAAGACUGAUACAGUGGCAGGUUAAAAUAUCAAACAACCUAGGAGAUGACUUGCAAUACUUGGUGCUGGUCUCGUCGGCGCCCUCGAAGGCCAAACUGGCGACUGGACCAGCACGAAUGCACAUCCAGGAUCAUCGGUUUUGUUUGACAACGGGAGUUCCUCCACGACUGAAUGGCAUGUGGAACAUACAGCAUCUCAGACGCUACGGAGUCGUUGACAAUCGCUUCUGCUUCGAGGGUGGUUCCAGCUGUGGAAAAGGGGAGGGAUUGUACGUUUUCGUCACGGAUCUUGGGGAUGAGAUUACUCAUACACUUAAAAUGGCAUCCCAAGGUAAACUCGCGAGUAAAAAACGGGCAGCCGCUAGAAAGAUUGCAGCUUUCGACAGUCCUCGGAAAGGAGCGGAGUCCCGUUGCACUAAUUAUAACGACGAAAUCUGUACUGUUCACAUUGAAAAUUCCACUUGCACUUGCCGAACGGCUUACUGGCCUUCGACGGAAUCUAGAGACUUGGACAGUAACUACGGUUGUGGUGAUACAGCUUCCGUGUCCGAAGGACACGAUAGCAUCAACGAUAUGGACUCAUUCCCUCGGAGCACCGUGGCCAACUUGGAGCGCUGCAUGAGUUGCAUUUCGAAGCUGGGUGCACCUUCCAUGUCGCGCAGUUCUACGGUGACAGGAACCCCUGGAGCUGUGGCACCGAUGCCCGCUUGGCAUACGCUGACUGAGCACAACAAUCACAUCAAUCAGUCGCACGUCGCGAAAACACCAGCAUUAGAUAGGAUGUCCCUUUGUUCACACGGUAGCAGCAAUACUUCCGAAUAUUCUAUCCCACGACAGACUUGUGCUCCCAGUCAGCAUGGGCCAGAGUCGUGGUACGAGAAGGUUCCGGCUACUCAGCUGACCUGUAUGCAUAAUCGUCCUACGUCCCCCUGUCAGUGUUGUCCUCCCGGCAGACCACCGAAACCCAAAGAAAUUUCUCUACACAUAACAGCUCCGAUUCAUUCAGCUAUAAUGUCUUGUAAGUCCCCUCAACCAAGUCAUGUUGGUCCCUACGAAAACUAUGACAUCCCAAAGACUCCCGUUGCUAUUGACGACAGCGGCAAAGCAACGGAGAACUACGAUACACCUAAGAAAAUACAAGAGUACCUGUUGAAGGAGGCCACUAGCAGCGGCAAAAGCGACGUUGGUAGUUAUGGCAACUAUGACAUGCCCCUUUCGUUAAGCAAUGCAGUGUGUGGAUGUCUAAACGGCAAUGAAGGUCAAAGUGUAGUGAAGCCUGAUAAGGAAUUAAGCGGUCCUCGGGUGGAUUGUACGUGUAAUCGGGUUAUGUCCUGGGCUGAUAACUGGAUUCCUGGAUUGCCACUGUGUAAACGAGGAAACGGGAUUGAAAAUACGGGUGUCCAGAUCAAUAAAGUUAAGCUGAGUGGUGAAGGAAAAAUGCCUGUGGUAGACGCUAGUAGGGAUAAUGCCAUUUAUGCGACUGUAGAUAUGACUAAGAAAAUUAAAAACCGACUCGAUGGGGCUUGUGAAUGCGAGAGAAACGAAAGUGAAAGUGUUAAAAGUGAUCAGAAAACUAGCUACGAUAACUAUGAGGAUGUGGAAAUACUUUCCGAAUCGCAGAAAGCAAAUUACGCAAAUUUGGAAUUCGAAAAAUCGCUCGAAAAUUACGAAAAUUCCAAGGAAGUGCUACAGAGAGCGGGUCUCUCUAUGCAUGAUUUUGAAUAUGAGCAGAAGAUCUGCCACAAAUGUGGACACCCCAAUAGUAAUUCAAGAGAUACAGAGAACAUUAAAACGGAAUCUCAAAAUGCUGACAAACAGGAAAACUACGUAAUGAUGGAACCUACCAAUCUCAAAUCCAAGUUCCCCGGUUACAUCCCAAUGUCCCCAGCAGCUCCAGCAACCGUGACCGAUGCUGAACCACCUCCAGCAUCCCCAACGGCACCCCCUUUGCCAUUCAAGUCAGAUCUCCUUAAGCAGCGCAUGAGUCGAAUCAUCGGCGAAAAAUCUGCCAGUAAUCCGAGUCUAUGCGGACCAGCGGUCGAUCGAAGUCGAAAACGGAUAGAUGAUGAAACGCGAGUACCCGGAAGUGCAAUGCUGAAGGGAACCACCAGCCCGUACGCUCGCAAGCAGCUGCUGGACCACAGCGAUCUACUACCUUGUGAUAAAAGACUUUCCCCUCGAAAACGUUCCGCCUCGGCCGAGUCAUCCCGCUUCCUAGACGAUGGAGAAGAAGUCGAAAGUCCGCUCAGUGGAACGGCAUCACCAAGCACUGAAACCCUCCAAAAGCCAUCCACUUCGACCUGCAAUAUCGAAAUCCGGAGAUUGUCGUCACCCUGCGUUCACCAAGAAACGGAACCAUGUUCGGCGGAAGCGUGUUGUGAUAAGACGGCCGCGCCCAUCGAAACCGAAGACGAUAUCUCCGCAUCCACAAAUCCUAGUCAGAAUUCACAAUCGGUCUACAUUCGACGAUCGGAAAGUGUUCCAUGCAAAGCUCAAAACCGUGAUAGUUCAAGCUCCAAUGAUUCCGGCGUAUCCACAGGAUCUCUACGACAGCGGGGAACAGACUUUACGGAAUUCGAGCUUCCACUCACUACGGCAAUGUCUGCCCGAAGACACCAACGACACGUACUUCCGCAGCAGGGAUGUGUUCAUUCGUCUCUCCCACGAAGAUCCAAAUCGUUCGAUCCACUACGGGAAUUGACAUUCCAAUUUCAAAAAAUUCGCGUCCCCGAGAAGAGCACGUCCGCCGAAGCCGAAGUGCCCAUAUGUCCACCGAAAACAAAAGCGUACGGAAGUCCUGAUAUAAUGGCAACCACCACGGUACCGUACAUAGACUCCAGAAGUACCAGCAGCGGGACUUCCGACAUGUCCGACUACAUCGAAACCCUAUCCCUGUCCAGUCACAGUUCGUCGGAUACACCCGAAGGCAUGAGACAUAUCCGACAGGCAACUUCGACGUUAAGGCCUCGCUCCGGCAAGGAAUACCAAAACAUUGACCGGUCGAUCCUCUCGCUUACGCAGGCUGGCAGUGAGCCUUCACUGAAGCAUCCCGGCACACCGUCACAGCUGCGUGGACUGCUACCGUGUUCGGCCAACUACGCCAACAUUACGCCCGUCCCGGAAAAUGCGGAAUCACCCAGUCCCGGUUACCAGAGUGGUACCUCCCCGCAGGAGGGACAGGGUCAGCACUUUAUGUUCAAGAACUCGUCUUAACUUCGAGAGCAUCACCAAUCGGUCAACAAAUGAAAGCAAUAAAGACUAACUUUUAUAUAUAAGUAUAAACAAAUAGAGAAUCAAAAACAAAUACCUAUCUAUAUAUAUACCAUACGAAGAAAAAAAACAAAGCAGCAUUGCAGCAAAUUGUUUUGUAGCGAAAAACCACACUCAUCCAAUCAGAAGCCGAAUUGACUGUUAGACGCUGCCAGGAGAGGAUUGUGCACUAGAAUCGAACGAAAAGCAGUAAAUCCGAAUCACAGAACCCGAUAAUACAGGAAGUAGCGCUUGUUUCCCUCUGAUUUGGUCCGAAUAAUUACUUUUCCUUUCCGUGUAGGUUCACGGCUUUGAUUGCUUUGUCUUCUCUUCCAUUGAUUUUUAACCUUUAGGGCAAAUAUUGAUCCCCUCUUCCGUCAUCCUUCAGCAUCAUCCCCCUGAAUUGCGCACAUGCUCCCAUGUCACAUCCGCAGCCUGAGCGAAAGGUUAUCCUUCGGCUAAAGAUGUGCAAACUCCCACACAAACGCACACAUUUCAUCUUCGCUUAUCAUAAGACGCGACAGAAGUGCGGAAUUGGAACUGUUGCAGGCAAGGACAAACAGAAGAAUAAUGAAGCACAGCGAACAAGAAGGGGAUUAUUUCCCUUCGCUCUUACACUCAGUCGCAGUCGCAAAACGUAACAAGCAGCAGCGAACGGAAAGCAAACACUGCAUUUCCCGAUAGUCCAGAGAAAAACCGUUCGUUCGAUUGGUUGAAGUUGUGUAACUACAAAGAUUUGAACGAUAGAUCGUUGAAUGAUUUCUGUUCGUACAAUUAUUUCGGUGUAAAGAAAUCACGGGAUGACUGUAUUUGCUUCCGAGAUUUUCCGGUCACCGUGGACACCAGUAAAUGGGCGCUUCAAAUCAGCCAGCGUCUGAGAACGAGGAUAAAUAAGACUCCGUUUGGUUUGUGUGGGAGUUUUGUGUGCAGACCGCAAAAAUAAACAUAGCCAGCAUUAUUGAUUUCUCAGGUUGCGAUAUACAGUUGAUCAACUUCUUUUGCUAUGUUUGCUUCUAUUGUUUACAAUGAUUCAGCAGUGAAGCUGGCUGGCAAUGGAGGGAAAUCACAGCAUUUGUUCUGUGGGUCUAAACAGAAACCCGUGACACCCAACGUUACACUAUUAUACCCUGAUACCGGGGUCACGGACGAGGAUAAUAGAAUUAUUUAGAGUUAUUCUGUUCUGCACUCAAUCAUCUUCGGCGUAUGUGGAAACUUUUAACAAUCCUUAAACACAGGAAAACAAAUAACAACGACUUUUUAUUGUUUUUGUUAUAGAUGAACAAUGGUAUGUGUCAGCAAUAGAGUAUUUUUACUGUACCGUGCUUUGUUGAUACAUAAUGAGAAACCUAGGGAAGAGGCGAAGACACAUGCAAAUACGUAUAGAAAUCCAAAGGAGUUAAAACCAGUGUAAAAGUUCCACUCGAAACUUUUAUUCAAGUGCUAGUCUAAACAAAAGCCCCGUUUUCAACCGAAUGCAGGAAGUUAUUGUUGUAAAUAUAUUUAAAAAUAUAUACAAUUCGUGUAUUAUAAACAAUUGCCAAAAUACCUAUUACGAAAUAUUUAUUGAUAUACCCCUUAGCGCAUACUGAAUAUUGACGCAUUUAAUCCAAUAUUAGUAUACAUAUACUAACGGAAAACCUUCUUUUCGAAAAAUGUAUAUUUAAGACGUACUAAAACAUGAUCUAUUUUCUAUGUAUAUAGAGCAGCACUUUUAAGUCCACUCCUCUCGUGAGAUCCAUUUUUGUCUCCAUCGGAGAGCCCAUCUAAGAUUUAUCCCUUUCUUUCACCUUCAUUGAAAAUCACUAACCUAUUCACUAUCACACCAGUUCUAUGAAAUAAACACACAGGCAAUUCAUUUUCAUCAUUACUCUUGUAACACGCCUAAAAAUCACACACACAUACACACGAGAAAAUUAAAAAAAAGUAUACAUACACUAAUCAAAGAAAAAAAAACAAGCAAAGCAACAAAAAGCAAAUCUAGCAAACGCAAAUCAACUCAAAAAUAGCAUAAAUCGUUACUCGACUCUAAGACUAACGAUGAUCGAUGUUGAAAAUUUUGGUUCCGUUUUUUGACAAUGAGAAAAAAAAACUUCAGUUUUUUCUUCAAUCACAACAAUCGAAAAAAGCACAAAUUUAUCACCACCACCACCACCAGCAACACAAUCACCUGCAGGAAGCACCAGUGCAAAAACUGAGAACGAAAACAAUGAAACUGAAGCGCGUUGCUCUAGCUCAAUUUUAAUAGUAAUUGGUAGUGAAUCGGAACCGUUUACCUAAUUCGUUUAGUCAAUGAUUGCUUCUGUUGUAAUUUCACAAAAUUUAGCAAAAAUUGAAAUAGUAAUUCCAAAUGGGGCCGGACGACUUAAAACGGAACAGUGGAAAUUGCGCUCGGAGCACUUAUUUGUUCGUAUACUCGAUUUUGAACUAUCGGAAAGUUGUGACGUAGUAGGGUUUAUAUUUUAUAUACAUACAAAAAAAAACAAAAUUCAAAGAAAUACCGAAAAAAAGGUGGAAAGUUUGUUUUAACUGGUACAAGCAGGAGAAAUUAUACGCUAAACUUGUAAAUAGCAUUACUUUGAAACAAUGGUUUUCGGCAGCGAAAAAGAAAAAAAAACAAAAAAAAACAAUAAAACGAUUAAUGGCAAUCGAAAUGGCAUCUGGUGUUUGUAGCUCCACAUGUAGCAUGCAGAAUUGAAUGCAAAACUGGACAAGAAAGCGAAAAACAAAGAACACUUAAACCAAUACAACAGAAUUGGUGUGCAAAAUGUUGCGCCCUUAGAGCAUUAUUUGCAUAAUGGCAAAAUUAAGAACACAGCCAACCGAAAGCAUGUCUGAGACGUAAGCAAGUCCAAAUAAAACUAUUGAAACUUUCAUAAAAUGUAC